AUGAUGGAAUACCCAGAUCUUGCUGUAGUGGGUGGCCCCGUUGACACCCUGCUGGCUGAGGCAUCUGGCGCCCAACGUGCGACUCGACCCUUGCCUCGUCGGGAGUUGAACGUCCUUCUCCAGGAAAGUCCAGACGUCUGGUGGAGAUUUAAAGCGAUCACCCGUCGAGACCACCCGACUCGGCGUCCUGGUGAUCUGGGGGAAAGCGAGAAGGACGAGGGUCUUGAUCCGGCCCCCCUUAACGCUGGCGAUGAGGCCAGUCUAAAAAAGGAGGCUGCCAACUUGACCCCCUUAACCUCCCUCCCACAAAAGCCACCCCCAACAAAGAUAACAUAUAAUCUUACUCAGCCCCCUCCUUAUUAUGCCUCCCUCACUGCCCCCUUCUGUGCCCCAGUCAUUAAGGCCCCUGCAGGUUCACUGCCAGUGCUCCCAAUGCCGACCCCCGAUGAUCCAGAAAUCCCCCCUAAUCUCAUAACAGAGUUACAGUGCCUACAGGGCACACUUCCGGCCCGUAGACAACACCUGGCCCUUCUAAAGGAAUUAUGCUCCCUUGAUCAGGAGCUCUCUGACCUCGCCCUGGGCGCUCCAAAUUCUUGGCCACCGCCCAUCCCCUCGCUUAAAAAACCUCGGCCACAGCCAGUUCAAGCCACUUUUCCACCCAGCUUAUUGGCCCAGAUUCAGGUUGCUGGCCUUCGAGCCUGGAAGCGGCUUCCCCCAAAAGGCUCUGCUACCACCUCAUUGGCCAAGUUGCAUCAAGGACCAGAUGAGCCCUAUAGUGAUUUUAUAUCUCGUCUAAAUGACGCUGCUGAGCGCCUCCUGGGCUUAGGAGAAAGUGAGAGUACAUUUGUUAAACACCUCGCCUUUGAAAAUGCAAACUCAGCCUGUCAGGAGGUCCUUCGCCCCUACAGAGAUAGGGCUCCCCUUUCUGAAUACAUCCGCCUUUGUGCGGGAGUUGGCUCUGCCCACGCCAUCAGUCUGGCUAUUGGGAGUGCUCCAUGGGGCUUCGAAGGCCACUCCCCAACUGUCUGCUCCCUCCAACGGGAAACUCCAGGCAGCGCAGGACUGGACCUCUGUGCCACCACCAACACAAUACUAGAUCCAUUACAGGGCCCCCAGGUCAUCCCUACUGGGAUUUGGGGCCCCCUGGCCCCAGAUACCCAUGCCCUUAUCCUUGGCUGUGCCUUGUCCACCUUAAAAGGUGUCCAGAUCUACCCCGGAAUUAUUGAUAAUGACUAUACAGGAGAGAUUAAGAUUUUGGCCUUUGCACUCCAGGGUCUUGGUGCCAACUCCCGUGGCACCUGCCUUGCUUGCCUGGUUACUUUCCCUGCGCUUUUCUCUGACAACCCCAUUCAGUCCACCCAGCCCCGAGGAGCUGCUCAGAUUGGCUCAUCAGAGGCUUAUUGGGUUCAGCCUAUUUCUCACUCUCAACCCACACUUACCCUUAAACUAGAUGGUAAAAAAUUCCAGGGGAUUUUGGAUACUGGCGCUGAUGCCACUGUAAUCUCCCAAGACCAUUGGCCCACCUCUUGGCCCCUUACGCCCUCCCUCACAGACCUCAAGGGCAUAGGUCAAUACAGUAACACCCUCCAAUCCUCUAAAGUCCUGGCCUGGACAGAUGAAGAGGGUAAUCAGGGUACUGUCACCCCCUUUGUGGUCCCUGGGCUCCCUGUCAACCUUUGGGGUUGAGAUAUUCUCUCCCAAAUGAAGGUCAUCCUCUGUAGCCCAAAUGAGGUGGUUACCCAACAAAUGUUACGCAUGGGCUUCAUCCCAGGAAAGGGUCUCAGUAAACUUCAACAGGGCCAAACCCAACCCGUCACUUCCACUAAUAAAACAGAUAGACUCGGUCUUGGCUUUGAGGAUAAAAUCACUUGGCUUACCCAAGAACCUGUAUGGGUAGACCAGUGGCCUCUGCCACAAGAAAAACUACAGGAGGCAGAGAUGUUGGUGUAGGAACAGCUCGCUGCCGGUCAUAUUGAACCAUCCAGUUCCCCCUGGAAUACGCCCAUCUUUGUCAUAAAGAAAAAAUCUGGAAGAUGGAGACUCCUCCAAGACCUGCGAGCCAUUAAUAAGGUUAUGCAGCCCAUGGGCGCCCUCCAACCAGGCAUGCCCUCACCCAUCACCAUUCCGGAGGCCUAUCAUAAAAUGGUUAUUGAUUUAAAAGAUUGCUUCUUUACCAUUCCCCUACACCCUGAUGAUCGAGCUUAUUUUGCCUUUAGCCUCCCUCGGGUUAAUUUUCAGGGCCCCAUGCUCCAUUUUCAUUUGUGUGUCUUACCCCAGGGGAUGGCAAAUAGCCCGACUCUCUGCCAAAAGUUCGUGUCCCAGGCAGUCGAUCCCAUACGCCAAAAAUGGCCCUUUACUUAUAUCUUGCAUUACACGGAUGACCUUCUUUUGGCCGCCCCUAGCUCCUCCAUUCUAGAAGCAACUUUCCAAGAUCUGUCACAGGCUCUUUGUGCUGCUGGCUUACAGCUUGCCCCUGAUAAGAUCCAGUGCUCUGAGCCCUUCAGUUAUCUGGGACUUGAAUUACAUGCCAAUCGAGUCUUGGUCCCGCGCAUCCAGCUGCGCACAGAUAACCUUACCACCCUUAAUGAUUUUCAAGAACUUCUUGGGGACAUUCAAUGGCUUUGGCCAUACCUAAAACUCCCUACUGCUGAUCUUCUACCCCUCUAUGACAUUCUUCGGGGCCCCAGCGAGCCCACCUCCCCCCCAUCAUUGACCCCAGCUGCUCACAAGGCUCUAUCUUUAAUCACCAAGGCCAUUUCCUCCCAAGCCUCUUUUCAGAUUGAUUAUUCCCUCCCGCUGGUUUUUGUUGUCUUAUCCACUCCCCAUGUGCCCACAGGGGUCCUUUGGCAGAGUUCCCCUUCUACCUUAAGGGCCCAGGAUAAACUUAAGGGUCAUUCCCUCUUAUGGAUUCACAUGCCUGCCAGUCAUACUAAGGUCAUUUCCACCUAUCCCCAACUUGUUUCUUUCCUAAUCAUGCGUGGCCGCCAGACCUCACGUCAGAUUUUUGGUAAGGACCCUGAUUCCAUCUUAACCCCCUACACCCGCGAACAAACUCGAUUUUUGUUUCAGACACUGGAUUGUUGGGGUGUUGCCUUUUCAGGGUUCCUGGGCCUUCUUGACAAUCACCUUCCUGAUGACCCAGUCCUUCAUUUUGCAUCCACUCAUCCCUUUAUUUUCCCAAAAGUCAUUUCCCCUAGCCCCUUGCCUGAGGCCCCAACCAUUUUUACAGAUGGGUCAGCCAAUGGCACUGCGGCUUAUGCCUUUCAAGGUCACUCGUUUCCCUUCCCUUCACCCUUUCGUUCAGCUCAGCUGGUUGAACUUUUUGCUGUUUUACAGAGAACGCUGCCAUGCUGUUUUCAUUGGCCACAUUCAUGCUCACGGGGAGCUUCCUGGACCCCUCACGGAGGAAAUGCUUUGGCAGAUAAAGCCACUCGACAGGUUUUUCCAGUGCUGCAGGAGCCCAUCCUGUUGGCUUCUCACGCCCACCGCCUCCACCAUCGUAAUGCCAAAACCCUUCGAUUAAAGUUCAAAAUCACAAAAGAACAAACUAUUACUAGAGACAUAGUAAAACAAUGCCCUUCUUGUGUAGUUUCCCAUCCUGUCCCCCAUGUUGGAGUUAAUCCCCGAGGGCUCUUGCCUAAUAUGAUCUGGCAAAUGGAUGUUACACAUGUUCCCGACUUUGGUACAAAAUAUCUCCAUGUUUCUGUUGAUACAUUCAGCGGUUUUAUUUUUGCCUCCCCUCAUACUGGUGAGGCCAUCAAGGAUGUUAUUGCUCACCUCCUGGUCUGCUUUUCUACUUUGGGUGUCCCAAAACACAUAAAAAUGGACAAUGGCCUGGCCUACACCAGUGGAGGACUUAAACAGUUCCUCCAACAAUUUGAGAUCUCUCACACUGUUGGUAUUCCUUAUAACCCUCAAGGUCAGGGCAUUGUAGAAUGAGCCCACCAGACCUUAAAAACAUGGCUCUCUCGAUUAAAGAUGACCGAGCUUCUUUGUCUCCCCCCAGACUGCCUGUGCCAUGCUCUCUUUGUCCUUAACUUCCUCACCCUGGAUGGUGAAGGUCGAUCAGUGGCUGACCGUCAUUGGCACCCCUCAGCAGAUGCCAGUCACCCUUUGGCCAUGUGGCGAGACCCCCUUACAGGCGUUUGGAAUGGUCCAGAUCCUGUACUUAUCUGGGGCCAUGGCUCUGCUUGCAUCCUUGAUCAGGCACAUGAUGCCCCACGCUGGCUCCCUGAGCGCCUGGUCCGAUCUGUAAAUUUACCUAACAUUCCCAGGGGACAGGCUGCUCCCCCUGAGGACUCUCCUUCUCUUUCAGAUGCUAAAGUGCUGAAGGAGCGACAGGAUGUCAUCUGGCAAACCUCCCUAGUCACGCCUGGCCCUUGGUGGCCAGACCUGUUUCUGGACCUCUGUAAGCUCGCAUCAGGCUCUACGGCCCUUUGGGGUCUAGAAAACGACUCCCCGCCUCCCCACACACUGCCUAACCGCCCCCUACAGGCCCAUGCCCCGCCUGGAUGUAGUAACGCCUUCCAUCGCUCCCGCCUCAUUAGGCCCACCCUCUAUGUCUGCCCUGGUUACCAUCGUCCCCGCUUGAGUCAUUACACCUGUGGUGGUCGCCCUGAGCGCCAUUGCAAGGCCUGGGGCUGUGAAACCACUGGUGAUACAUACUGGGGCCCUUCCUUGUCCUGGGACCUUAUAAUUGUUAGGGCCAAUUACUCCACCCUAAGAAUCCCUGGACUAUUAGACCUGAGUGCAUUAAUUCAUGGUGUCAUCCUCUUAGGAUCCGAUUUACUGACCCCAGAAAGAAGGCUACCAAUUGGGAGCAGGGCUAUGAAUGGGGCCUCUUACUCUACCAAGAUGGCCAUAAUUCAGGAGCACCAGGGAGCCACCAUCCCACAAAACCUUUCUCACCAAGAUGCAGUUGAAGCAGAAUGUGCAGAGAAUGUCCAGUCAGCUACAGCAAAUGACCAUUGA
Messenger RNA from Onychomys torridus (southern grasshopper mouse), 4971 nucleotides. RefSeq lists its product as uncharacterized. Gene Ontology annotation, biological process: DNA integration; proteolysis; RNA-templated DNA biosynthetic process. The record is from RefSeq and is a predicted model, not a curated record. Gene Ontology annotation, molecular function: RNA-directed DNA polymerase activity; aspartic-type endopeptidase activity; zinc ion binding. Lineage: Eukaryota; Metazoa; Chordata; Mammalia; Rodentia; Cricetidae.